Molecule: messenger RNA, 5633 nt
Organism: Piliocolobus tephrosceles (Ugandan red Colobus)
Lineage: Eukaryota; Metazoa; Chordata; Mammalia; Primates; Cercopithecidae
Gene: NLRC4
Product: NLR family CARD domain containing 4
Exons: 10
Coding region: 491-3565 (1024 amino acids)
Biological process (GO): regulation of apoptotic process; defense response to bacterium; detection of bacterium
Source: RefSeq, a predicted model, not a curated record
AGCGCAGAGAGAUUUCUUCAUUCCUCAGCUGAGUACAAGCUGGCCUCCUGGAGUCUGUGAACGCAAGUGUUCAAUGUGAGUGUGCCCUUGUGAGCCCCUGGCUGUUUAUACUCCAGAGGGUGUCCCCGUGCAUCAUCGGUGGAGUGGACCAAAACUGGUGAUCCAUUUGCCCUGUGUGACCUUGCCCAGUACCCUGCUGACUGAGAGUACAUAUCUGCUGGAAGUCCUCUGGGCUUCAAGGUACAGGGAACAAGAAGGCAUCUGGUCUACAAGAACUCGAGACCUCACUGAAACGGAAAGCAAAUACAAGGAAACUUUAUUUUAAAAACGUGUCUUGGUUCCCCCAAGAAGAGGGCAAUUGGAUUGCUCAGCCAGAAUGAAGAGUAGUUUUAUAGAAAAAAGAGGACAAUAUUGGGAUCACCUUUGACCUGUCCAUUUGGAAAUAUUUUCUAUUGAGUUAUAGAAAGGUGGGAAGCUUUCAUUUAGAACAAUGAAUUUCAUAAAGGACAAUAGCCGAGCCCUUAUUCAAAGAAUGGGAAUGACUGUUGUAAAGCAAAUUACAGAUGACCUAUUUGCAUGGAAUGUUCUGAAUUACGGAGAAGUAAACAACAUUUGCUGCGAGAAGGUGGAGCAGGAUGCUGCGAGAGGGAUCAUUCACUUGAUUUUGAAAAAGGGUUCAGAGGCCUGUAACCUCUUUCUUAAAUCCCUUGAGGAGUGGAACUAUCCUCUAUUUCAGGACUUGAAUGGACAAAGUCUUUUCCAUCAGACAUCAGAAGGAGACUUGGACGAUUUGGCUCAGGAUUUAAAGGACUGGUACCAUACCCCAUCUUUUCUGAACUUCUAUCCCCUUGGUGAAGAUAUUGACAUUAUUUUUAGCCUGAAAAGCACCUUCAUAGAACCUGUCCUGUGGAGGAAGGACCAACACCAUCACCGCGUGGAGCAGCUGACCCUGAACGGCCUCCUGCAGGCUCUUCAGAGCCCCUGCAUCAUUGAAGGGGAAUCUGGCAAAGGGAAGUCCACUCUGCUGCAGCGAAUUGCCAUGCUCUGGGGCUCCAGAAAGUGCGAGGCUCUGACCAAGUUCAAAUUCGUCUUCUUUGUCCGUCUCAGCAGGGCCCAGGGCGGGCUUUUUGAAACCCUCUGUGAUCAGGUCUUGGAUAUAGCAGCCACAAUCAGGAAGCAGACAUUCAUGGCCAUGCUGCUGAAGCUACGGCAGAGGGUUCUUUUUCUUCUUGAUGGCUACAAUGAAUUCAAGCCCCAGAACUGCCCAGAAAUCGAAGCCCUGAUAAAGGAAAACCACCGCUUCAAGAACAUGGUCGUCGUGACCACCACCACUGAGUGCCUGAGGCACAUACGGCAGUUUGGUGCCCUGAUUGCUGAGGUGGGAGAUAUGACAGAAGACAGUGCGCAGGCUCUCAUCCGAGAAGUGCUGAUCGAGGAGCUUGCUGAAGGCUUGUUGCUCCAAAUUCAGAAAUCCAGGUGCUUGAGGAAUCUCAUGAAGACCCCUCUCUUUGUGGUCAUCACUUGUGCGAUUCAGAUGGGUGAAAGUGAGUUCCAGUCUCACACACAAACAACGCUGUUCCAUACCUUCUAUGAUCUGUUGAUACAGAAAAACAAACACAAACAUAAAGGUGUGACUGCAAGUGACUUCAUUCGGAGCCUGGACCACUGUGGAGACCUAGCUCUGGAGGGUGUGUUCUCCCACAAGUUUGAUUUCAAACUGGAGGAUGUGUCCAGCAUGAAUGAGGAAGUCCUGCUGACAACUGGGCUCCUCUGUAAAUAUACGGCUCAAAGGUUCAAGCCAAAGUAUAAAUUCUUUCACAAGUCAUUCCAGGAGUACACAGCAGGACGAAGACUCAGCAGUUUAUUGACGUCUCGUGAGCCAGAGGAGGUGACCAAGGGGAAUAGUUACUUGCAGAAAAUGGUUUCCAUUUCAGACAUUACAUCCACGUAUAGCAGCCUGCUCCGGUACACCUGUGGAUCAUCUGUGGAAGCCACCAGGGCUGUUAUGAAGCACCUCACAGCAGUGUAUCAACAUGGCUGCCUUCUCGGGCUUUCCAUCACCAAGAGGCCUCUCUGGAGACAGGAAUCUUUGCAAAGUGUGAAAAACACCACUGAGCAAGAAAUUCUGAAAGCCAUAAACAUCAAUUCCUUUGUAGAGUGUGGCAUCCAUUUAUAUCAUGAGAGUUCAUCCAAGUCAGCCCUGAGCCAAGAAUUUGAAGCUUUCUUUCAAGGUAAAAGCUUAUAUAUCAACUCAGGGAACAUCCCUGAUUACUUAUUUGACUUCUUUGAACACUUGCCCAAUUGUGCAAGCGCUCUGGACUUCAUUAAACUGGACUUCUAUGGGGGAGCUAUGGCUUCAUGGGACAAGGCUGCAGAAGACACAGGCACAAUCCACACGGAAGAGGCCCCAGAAACCUACAUUCCCAGCAGGGCUGUAUCUUUGUUCUUCAACUGGAAGCAGGAAUUCAGGACUCUGGAGGUCACACUCCGGGAUUUCAGCAAGUUGAAUAAGAAAGAUAUCAAGUAUCUGGGAAAAAUAUUCAGCUCUGCCACAUGCCUCAGACUGCAAAUAAAGAGAUGUGCUGGUGUGGCUGGAAGCCUCAGUUUGGUCCUGAGUACCUGUAAGAACAUUUAUUCUCUCAUGCUGGAAGCCAGUCCCCUCACCAUAGAAGAUGAGCAGCAUAUCACGUCUGUAACAAACCUGAAAACCUUGAGUAUUCACAACCUACAGAAUCAACGGCUGCCGGGUGGUCUGACUGACAGAUUAGGUAAUUUGAAGAACCUUACAAAGCUCAUAAUGGAUAACAUUAAGAUGAAUGAAGAAGAUGCUACAAAACUAGCUGAAGGCCUGAAAAAUCUGAAGAAGAUGUGUUUAUUUCGUUUGACCCACUUGUCUGACAUUGGAGAGGGAAUGGAUUACAUAGUCAAGUCUCUGUCAAGUGAACCCUGUGACCUUGAAGAAAUUCAAUUAGUCUCCUGCUGCUUGUCUGCAAAUGCAGUGAAAAUCCUAGCUCAGAAUCUUCACAAUUUGGUCAAACUGAGCAUUCUUGAUUUAUCAGAAAAUUGCCUGGAAAAAGAUGGAAAUGAAGCUCUACAUGAACUGAUUGACAGGCUGAACGUGCUAGAACAGCUCACUGCACUGAUGCUGCCCUGGGGCUGUGAUGUGCAAGGCAGCCUGACCAGCCUGUUGAAACGUUUGGAGGAGGUCCCACAACUCGUCAAGCUUGGGUUGAAAAACUGGAGACUCACAGAUACAGAGAUUAGAAUUUUAGGUGGAUUUUUUGGAAAGAACCCUCUGAAAAACUUCCAGCAGUUAAAUUUGGCAGGAAAUUGUGUGAGCAGUGAUGGAUGGCUUGCCUUCAUGGGUGUAUUUGAGAAUCUUAAGCAAUUAGUGUUUUUUGACUUCAGUACUAAAGAAUUUCUACCCGAUGCAGCAUUAGUCAGAAAACUUAGCCAUGUGUUAUCCAAGUUAACUUUUCUGCAAGAAGCUAGGCUUGUUGGGUGGCAAUUUGAUGAUGAUGAUCUCAGUGUUAUUAACGGUGCUUUUAAACUAGUAACUGCUUAAAUAAAGUGCACUCGAAGCCAAUAAGUGCUCUGGGACCUCAUUACUUUAAGCCUGGUGGUUAAAAAAUCUUGCAAAAGGAUGCCAAAGAAGAUAAGGAAGUGGAAAGAAGUUUAAUUUGAUGAUUAAAAACAUGCAACAGUUUUGUGUCUUAGCUCUCCUACUAGGAUUAUUGGCUCCUUGAAGGAACUCUUGUUCAUCUUUGUGUUACCUUUGGUCUGGGUCACACCAACUGGUGUACUGAAUGCAUAUUAACUUACUAUAAUGCCUGGCAUGUAACCGAUUCUCAACAAUAUUCUCAAUAAAUAUUUGUUGAAUAUGAGAUGAUUAAAUUAUUAAUAAAUAGCUACUGAAUAAAGGAACAAAGAUUAUUUAAAAUCAGAGAGGAAACUCCAUAUAUGUUCUUUAAUUCAAACAGUUUAAUUCAAACAAUCUGGAAUGUAAAAAGCACUUUCUGAUGUUAGAAGGAGAUCAGACUCCCAAAAAAGAUCAGCAUUCUUCAGUCAAGCAAAACUUGGCAGUUUACAAACAGCUAAAUCAGAGGCCUGAAAUUCAGGUCCUCUCCAGUACCUGCUACAUUAUAUGUAAUUCCAAACAUGACUUCAGAGAUUAAAGAAGAAAGGGAAAAUGUUUCCCAUACUUUUGUACCCUAUAUAAACUAAGGGUACCCAGCCCUAAUCUUUUUUCCAACACUUUCGCAAAUAACCCUUCCUUGCAAAGAAAGAAGUCUAAGAAAACUCUCUAAUCUAAAUAUAUUUAAGUAGAGGCAAGCCUGAAAAAAACACAAAAACCUAAAUGGUGUUACGCUGUGGUUCACCUAUUCUCAUGGCACCUCAAAUUAAUGGCUUGGGUGUUGGUGUAGGUAACACUUGGCCUGUAUGUUGAGGUAGUCACUAGAUAAAAUUCUGGGCACAACAUCUGUUUAGCAAUUGGGCACAUAUUCUACAGAUUUAGCCAAUGUUUUGAAGCUGAUAGUUUACAGAUCAACUAAUUAAUUCCUCUCCCUAACUUUACAGAUGAGAAAGCUCAGAUGAUUUGCCCAUGGGUUAUAAAACUACUUCCUUACACAGUGGCAGCAUCAGAACUGGAAUUCAGAUCUCUUGCCUCCUAGGCAGUGUUUUUCCCAUUAUAAAUAUGGUGACUUCGUAAAGCAGGGUUAAUUACAUUCCAUGGAGCUUACAUCUUAAUCACAAACAAUGGGACAAAUAUUUAAAUUGAACUUCUUUCUCUGUCUAGCUUCGAGUGAUUCUGUGGCAAGAUUUACUAGUAAGGCUGCUGCCUAUAUGCCUAUGCUGGGCAAGUUCCUUAUUUUCAUAUCCAGAAGUUAGUCAGAGCUUGGCAAAUAAGGCUUCUCUAUAUAAUAACGCAUGGGCCAAUGUCCCCUGUAACAUCUUACAUUCAGGAAGUAGGGCCAAUUAUUUUAUAACUCACAGGCAACUGUGAGUGUCCUUUCUCAAAUAGUGAAGGUAGGUAUUAAAGCACCUUUGGUGGGACAGAUGCACAGGUGUUGCCUCUGAAUUGGUGUUGAGGAAGUGGGCAUAAAACCUCACACAGAACUGUGUUUGGUACCUGAACACUUUAAAAUCCUAUGGGGAUGGGGAAGACAUGCAUGGGGUGGCAGCACAUACCUCUUAACUCAAGACAUGGCAGUUCAGAUUUCAUGCAUGACCCUAAUUCACAUUUAGUUGAGAUCAACGAAGGAAGAAGAAUCAUCCUGUAAUAGUAGACCAACAACAGAUACAGUAAUAGUUGGAAAACGUAAGACAAAGGCCAGGGAACAGGUUGCCUUAUUACAUUUUACAAAGUAUCAAUUUCCCCAGUAGUCAAGGUAGUAUAGGCUGUAUUUCUUCAGCAGGUCACAUGCCUGAACAGGGUUGCAGAUGUCAAAGACAAUGAUCAACUCCUCACUAAGAAAAAGGUAUUUAGGACAUGGUCACUUAUUACCACAGAUGACAAUUCUGCUUGACAGAGAUGGCUUCUUGGAUGUUUUUAAUCCACAGUGAAGAAAAAGGAUUUCAAAGUGCUGCUCCUAUUUGAAAGUGAAUGAGUUCACUGAAGAAACUGUUGCAAA